This is a messenger RNA of Indicator indicator, 585 nucleotides long. RefSeq names its product prepronociceptin (gene PNOC). Gene Ontology annotation, cellular component: plasma membrane; axon terminus; neuronal cell body. Gene Ontology annotation, biological process: sensory perception; chemical synaptic transmission; neuropeptide signaling pathway. The coding region runs from base 1 to 585 and encodes 194 amino acids. NCBI's taxonomy places the organism in Eukaryota, Metazoa, Chordata, Aves, Piciformes, Indicatoridae. The record is from RefSeq and is a predicted model, not a curated record. The transcript has 2 exons. Gene Ontology annotation, molecular function: opioid receptor binding.
AUGAGGGCUGUGCUCUGGGACCUGCUUCUGCUCUGCCUCUUUGCCCGGGCACGGGGGGACUGCCGGGGGGACUGUCUGCACUGUGACCGCCACCUCUACCGGGACAGCUUCGAUGUCCUCAUCUGCAUCCUGGAAUGCGAAGGUGAAGCUGUGCCACGGGCCACCUGGGAGAUGUGUGCCUCUGCUGCUGGCCGAGCCGCCCCACGGCCCCGCGACCUGCAGGACGCUGGUGAUCCCUGGCAGGAGGCAGUGCCAGUGGCACCGGCAGCACCAGUGGGCCCGCUGCAGGUGAGCGAGCUGCUGCGGCGCCGGGAAGCGGAAGACGAAGGCGUGGAAGGGGCACCCGAGGACAUUUCCCGACGGCUCGGCGGUUUCCCACGGGGGACACGAGGCGGCUCGUGGCCGGUGCCGACGGCCAAAGGGGUGCAGAAGCGGUAUGGGGGCUUCAUCGGGGUCCGCAAGUCGGCGAGGAAGUGGAACAACCAGAAGAGGUUUAGCGAGUUCCUGAAGCAGUACCUGGGCAUGUCACCCCGCUCCAGUGAGUACGACAUUGCUGGCGGCAUCAGCGAGCACAACGAGAUCUAA